GCUGCGGCGUCCCGCCUGCCGGGGGCGGGCGGAGGAGCGCAGCGGGCCGGAGCGGGUCGGUGCUAGAGCGGGGCUGCGGCGAGGCGGAGAUGGCUUCGCAGCCGCCGCCUCCCAAGCCCUGGGAGAACCGGCGAUUAGCGGGUGGCGUGGCGCCCGCCUUCCAGUCUCCUGACUUGAGUGACAACUUGCUGACCAGACCUGGACAACCCACAGUUGCACGAAUACCUCCACCUAUUUUGCCAAGACCAUCACAGCAAACAGGAAGCAGUAGUCUCAGUACUUUAAGGCCAGCAUAUAGCAGUUCUUUUACUACAGGCUAUGGUUCAUAUGGAAAUUCUUUUUAUGGAAGCUACAGUCCUUACAGUUAUGGAUAUGGUGGCUUGGGCUAUAACCGCUUUCGUACAGAUGAUAUUCCUCCCAGCAGGUUUGUUCAACAAGCUGAAGAGAGCAGCAGAGGUGCAUUUCAGUCCAUUGAAAGUAUCGUGCAUGCAUUUGCCUCAGUCAGCAUGAUGAUGGAUGCUACCUUUUCAGCUGUGUACAACAGCUUCAGAGCUGUGUUGGAUGUAGCCAACCACUUCUCCCGCCUCAAAGUACACUUCACAAAGGUGUUUUCAGCUUUUGCUUUAGUGAGAACUAUAAGAUAUCUCUACCAACGUCUACAGCGAUUACUGGGUCUGCGGAAGAGCUCUGAGAAUGAGGAUUUGUGGGCUGAAAGUCAGGGGACAGUAGCUCGUGUUGGUUUUGAAGACAAGGCAGCUAACUCAGCAAAAUCCUGGCCUAUUUUCUUGUUCUUUGCUGUUAUUAUGGGAGGUCCAUAUCUGAUUUGGAAACUGCUUUCUACAUACAGUGAUGAAGAAUCAGUAUCUAGUAACUGGGCAAGUGGAGAAGAUGAUCAUGUAGUUGGAAGAGCAGAAUAUGACUUCAGUGCUCUCUCAGAAGAGGAAAUAUCCUUCCGUGCUGGUGACAUUCUAAAAUUAGCACCCAAAGACCAACAACCCAAAAUCCGUGGCUGGCUUCUGGCUAGUUAUGAUGGUCAAACAACAGGACUUGUACCAGCUAAUUAUAUCAGAAUACUGGGCAAAAGAAAAGGCAGGAAAACAGUGGACCUGGAAAGGAUUACAGAGCAACGUCCAUCUUUCACUGGGAUGCCUGCUAGAGGAUCCACUGCUGCUGUGACUUUGGAGGAACAGGAAGCUGCUUUUGAUUCUGUUUUUGCAGGAAGUAAUAAAGUUCCUGUUGCAUCUGACUCCACUGCAGUUAGUGGAGAGAAACAGGAACUCUAAUGCACUUUCCUCAACAAAGCAACUGAAUGGUGUUUUAUUGAUAAAACUUAGGGUAUGUUUAAAAUCUAUGUUGUAGUAGAACACUGAUGGGCCUGUACCAGACUGGUAAAAAGAUGGAGAAAUUCUUGCUCAAAUUUGUAUUAUUUCUUUUUAAUUUACCUAAGGCUGCAUAUUACCUAACCAUCUUGCAGCAGCUAUAAGAUCUGGAGCCAGGAAGAAUUGAGGUGUUUAUAACAAAGCAAACAAACAAAGUAAUAAGCGCUGGUUUGUUCUGAUUAAGUAGAGAAACUGUUGAUAAAGUCUAGAAUUAAUGUCCAGUCUUCAUUGGAAUGUCAGCUUGACAGGAUGCCACUUCAGCUGAUGUGCAAAGGGAAAGUAAAUUUCUGUGAAAGGUUGUCCGGAACUGGAGGCUGAGGACAAUACUCUAGUAGUAGUACUUUGUUUCCCUCUAAGAAUUGCGAGAGAUUUAGGUGACACAGUCAAAUCAUUACAAGUUCUCAAUUGCUUGCUUUUGGUAAGAAGUACGGCUUCUGUCAUAAAGACUUAGAUUGCUCUUUCUCAUAAAAAUAGUGACUUAUGAGAAAGAGAAGGGGGUACAGUAAGGGAAGGAGAUAGAAAUUAAAAAAAAAAAAAAAAAAAAAA
This is a messenger RNA of Tympanuchus pallidicinctus (lesser prairie-chicken), 1925 nucleotides long. RefSeq names its product peroxisomal biogenesis factor 13 (gene PEX13). Gene Ontology annotation, molecular function: protein binding. The transcript has 4 exons. The record is from RefSeq and is a predicted model, not a curated record. Lineage: Eukaryota; Metazoa; Chordata; Aves; Galliformes; Phasianidae. Gene Ontology annotation, biological process: protein import into peroxisome matrix, docking. The coding region runs from base 90 to 1283 and encodes 397 amino acids. Gene Ontology annotation, cellular component: peroxisome; peroxisomal importomer complex; peroxisomal membrane.